UUAGUGUCGUCACCACGGCUCUCACCUCUCACCUCUACCCUUACCCGCUCCCAGGUCAGCACUUCUAGAAAGUUAUGAGAAGCGCCACAAUCAUGUGUGGUGUUAUCUCAAGAGCUGUUAGAGAGUACUUUGAGAGAGCAAUGCGUGCUAGAAUGUCUGGCUCGGAUUAUUCUCACUUGGAGCCCGCAUCUCGUAUCAAGCAAUUGUGCUCACACAGUGACUCGGUUGUAGUUGAUGGAAAAAUACCCAUUCGCAGUGGAGUGGCAGAUUGUCUCCUGCUCCUGCACUUUGUGAGGGAAGCCAGGUUCUGGUCCCCCCAGUAAGUCAAACAGAACUUCCGCAACUGAUGGAUAAAUCUCAGCAAGAUUGCUAUGGGAAGCCAACUGGGCUCUUCCAGAAAGAGAUACUUCAGAUCGGGCUUAGAAAUGGUUCGAAUGGCUGAUGUUUAUGAUGAAGAAGGAAGCCUUGAAAAUGCCUUCAUUUUGUAUAUGAAAUUCAUGACGCUAUUUUUAGAAAAGAUACGAAGCCACCCAGACUUUGCUACCCACUCAUCAAUUGACAAAACCAAUAAUACUAAGAAACUUAAGGAAAUUCUUCCAAAGGCUGAGCGACUUAAAAACCAGCUCACAGAAAAAUACCAACGAGAAUAUAAUAUCAUAGUUCAAGAGCAGAAAAAAUUGGAGGAGCAAUUAAAACGCAAGCAAGAUGAGGCUCAACGUCUUGCUCAGGAAGAGGAAAAGAGGAGGAAAGAGCAGUAUGAAGAGAAUUAUAAGAGAAAUAGAAAUAUUCAAGAUGAGGAAAAGAGAAUUCGAGAUCUGCAGUCCACCCAUCAUAAAAACCCAGAAUUAGCUAUGGAUGAUGCUCCUCCACCGUAUGAUGGUUUAGGUAGCUUAACCUAUCCCACAUCAGCCUUAACUUUGAAUGAUCUAGAACAUGAUGACAGAUUGAGGUUGCCACGGGAUGACAUUAGCCCGUCUUCUAUUACACAAGAUUAUUCUCCUAGCAGUGCUAAUUUUAUACCCAGCAUUCCAUCAAGAGACCUAAAACCUCUGCAUCCAAGCAUUCCGUCUGUAGAUCGGAGUCGUAAACCAGUAUCUCUGUUAAGCGCCAACGUAGGAACAAAAAGUGGAGGGCUUCGUGAAGUAAGGGUCCCAGAGGAAUUAAUGGUUAAAUUUAUGGCCUUGGCUCAACCAAAUACUUCGCGUAAUAUUGAAACAUGUGGAAUCCUUGCUGGCAAACUGGCCCAGCACAAAUUGCUGGUGACCCAUUUACUAGUUCCUAAGCAGUGUGGCACUGCAGAUUCCUGCACCACCCAGCAAGAAGAGGAACUGUUUGACUACCAAGAUAGACUAGAUCUUAUCACUGUUGGCUGGAUACAUACCCAUCCAACACAGACGGCUUUCCUGUCCAGUGUAGAUCUUCACACACAUUGUUCCUAUCAACUGAUGAUGCCUGAAGCUGUGGCUAUAGUGUGUGCUCCAAAGUAUGAAAGGACAGGCUUCUUCACUCUCAGCCCUAAUCAUGGUUUACCCUUUAUUUCCAACUGUCAACAAAGUGGUUUUCAUCCACACCCUAAAGAGCCUCCAUUGUUCCAAGAUGCUACCCAUGUGACACUGGAAAAUAGCUUACCAAUAAAAGUUAUUGAUCUUCGGGACUUACAGUAGUUGAAUGUGGACAUGAUUUGAUUCUAGGCCUUUAUAUCAUCCUAUAGUAGCUAAACAACUUGUGUUUCUUUUAUCUUUAGAAACUGACCCAGUUUAAGAUGGAGCAGAUAAGUGCUCUGAAGACCUUAUUCCAUUUAUGUGCUCUCAAUUUAACAUGCAGUGUAUAGAAUUUACAGGUACUGUAUUUAAUUUUGCUAGUCCUCAGAAAAUUGUAGUGAACAUAUUUCAUUUAAUAUUAAAUAUUAAUAACAUAUUUCAUUUAAUAGUAUAAAACAUUUUGAAUAUGUAGUUUAAAAUUGAAAGUCAUUCUAUACUGAUUUUUUAUGGCAAAUUACCAAGCUGCUUGUGAUACAAUGCCUUUCACUAUAUGUUUAGCAAAUAAUAUAUUAUGUAACUUGGUAAUACACUUCAACAUAUAGCCACACUUUCAAUUAUAGUUCCAAGUUACCCGACACAAAAUAUCUCUGCAUCUUUUAAAACUAAAAACUCUUCAAUACUCUAACCAGUACAGUAUAGAUAUGGAAAGUAUCAAGCUGGUGCCACUGAAAUUAAAAUUUUUUUUAGUUACCUGUUUGAAGUAAUUAAAAAUACCAGAGGAUAUUUGUAAUUAAAAACAUUCAAAUUAUGCAGUAAGAAACUAUUAGUUCAUGAAUUGGCUUUAGCAAUCUAUUUACAUUCAUAUUUCUGGUAUAUAAUUAAUAUCAAAUAAUAUCGCAUACAGUAAUUUUGAUACCAGAAUACUACAGAUUGUAACCAUUGGUAUUAUAAUAAACAGACACCUUACUUGAACAGAUUAAUUGGGACCAGACCAGUCCAGUUAAGUGUGUGUUGACAUUAUCAGGGAGGAACCACCUCGAAGGCUUCCUGGAGCAAGCUACCUGGGUUGCCCUACAUGCAUCAUACCCCACCAAGCCCUUGUGAGUCUUACACCUACCAGAGUUCAUAGACAGAAUCUGGUCUACUCAAAGUGGCAUAGGGAAUUGGGGACGUUAGCUUAACCUAGACCACAAUAGGUUGUUAUACCUCCCUAUUAUGUGGUGGUGGCCCUGGCAGCUUAGAGUCCACCUGGGGAUACCAAACAGUCAUUUUCCUGGUAUGAUCCCAUGGAGGAUCAUGCCUGUAUGAUCCUCUGGUCCAGGUUUAUUCCAGCUAUCUGUUGGAUGCUGUCCUGCAUGGGACUAUGCUUGUAUUUGUUAAUUUUUUUUUUUACGCUAAAUGUGCAUGUCUUUUUCUAUCCUCGCUGUUGAGUGGACCUUGAGUCGUGCGUGUGUGUGUUUAUGAUGGCCUUUCCUAAGUGCUUGCUGGCAUUGCCUCUGCCUUGUCAGGGGUUACUUCCCUGGGGAAAGUAAAUUAACAGGUGUGCCUUCAGGCCUGCCUUCUUUUUAAGAGGGUUCUGCCUUGGAGUAGUGCAUGGGUCUUUGACUCCACCGAGAGGCUUUGAGGUUGUUCUUCAUUUGAGGGGCGCAUGGGAGUUUGCAUGCAAGACUUCCUACACACUGCCUGUACCCUCUUCAGCUGUUCUUCUCUAAACCGAGUUAAGCGUUUGCCUGGCAAGUCCCCCAUGUCUAAUGUUCCAGGUUCGCUUUUUAUUCCUGCCGGAUCUGGCAUACCCCAGCAGGUUUUUGUUGUGGUCCAUCUAGGUACCACAGUUUAAAUUUAUGCCAACAUGUCAUUGCUUGUGCCUCUGCGAUGCUGCUUUUUAACUGAAGGGUUGCUUCCAUCCUGAGCCGUGCGACAUGUUUUGCAGUUUGGGUGUAUUUUGGCCGAGCCACCUUCGAAGGACAGAGCAUAUAAUGCAGCUGCAGUUUGUGACAAAUCGUUAUCAUAAAAACCUUGAAAAAAUAUGGUUAUUUUGUUUGGCCAGUCUACCAAGACAGCUUGGUGAAACCGACAAAAUAUUUGAAUUCGUCAAGAACUGGUCCACUAGUCAAUACUUUCUGGUUCACUAACCAUUCAAGCAAGGUGGCACUGUACAUUACUGAAGCAACAAACAUUUUCAGUUUUAGUACUAUCAAGUCAGAUGACUUGUGAUCAUUUUUUUUAUACACUAUCCUGUUCAAUUAGUACUGGUGAUCAAUUGGGUAACAUUACUCCUAAACAACACAUUUAAACUGUGUGUUUUGGAAUUAUCCUCAAUUUUGAUACAAUAUUAACAAAGGUUAGUAAUCAUGUCACAUAUUGUACAUUGCAUCAUCAUUUGUAAAUUAUUAUACUCGGUUGAUGAUAGAAACUCUGUACUAAUGAUAAAUACUUACUGUGCUACAUUGCCUAUAACAUGUAUAAUCCUGUAUUGAAGUUGUAAUGAAAUAAACUCAGUUUUCCUUGUGAAUGGUAAACUGUCCUGGUACUCUGCAUAUUAAAAGUAUAAAUUGUCAAUGAUUGUUGGUUAAGUAAUCCUGUAACCCAUUGGUAUCUUUACAGAACCUAGGGACACUUGGUAUCUAAUUGAUUAGAAAGUGGGCACGUCCUCAUUGUUUAGGCAUAUAAAAACAUGUUUAAAUAUGUAAAUAGAAGUUAUACUUUAAUACCAAAAAGAAAAAAAGGAGAGAUGUUUUCUAUUACAUGUAUGUAUGUAAUAAUCUUGCCAAAUAUUUCUGCAUAAUGUAUGCUGCUUCUGGCUUGAUCAUAACAAUCAUUAUUGAAAAAUCAUUGUUGAGUUUAUAUAAGCUACAUCUUAAUAGUUAUCAGAAGUAUGUCAAAUGUUUGAUAUUAUAAGAAAUGAUUUUUAUUAUUACAUAUUUUUUAUAUAAUGUUCAUAAUUUACCCAUAUUAUAUAAGUUGUAAUGUCAUCAGUAUUACAAAUACUGUAUCACACUUUUUGGGUUCAAAUUAUUCUUUUAUCACAGAUUUGUCACCAAAAGUCAAAAGCUUAUCUGGUUACUUGAAUGACUUGAACUGCAUACUUGAAUGCAACAAACAGUACUACAAUAUAAUAAAAAUUGAUCAAAAUAUACAGGCACACAAUUAAAUGAUGCACUUGGACAAUAGUACUGUAGUACCAAUAGCUAGAGUAGCUUAAUAAAUCAAAUUUCAUCAAUUCACUUUUUAAAAGAUGUGUAACUUGUGGAUUGUUGUUAAAUGUGUAAAAUAUAAUUUUCAAAUCUGAACCAAAACACGGCAACCUGACCUAACCUAUAUGUUUAUCAUUCUUUAUAUCUGCCUAACAUAGGUAAACAUAAGCCUAAUUCAGUCAGUAAUUAAUAUACAUUAAUCUGAUUAAGGGUGAACUUCUCUGAAGAUACUGUAUUUGAAAAAUAUACACAAUAACUCAUUAGGCAAAACAAUCCUUGUUUACUAGGCAUUAGUAUAGCUGUUCUGGGUAUAAUUGUAUGACAGUACUGUAUUACAUUAUGGAUUAAUAGUUCAAUAAAUUGUUUAAUUUUC
This is a messenger RNA of Procambarus clarkii (red swamp crayfish), 5048 nucleotides long. The record is from RefSeq and is a predicted model, not a curated record. NCBI's taxonomy places the organism in Eukaryota, Metazoa, Arthropoda, Malacostraca, Decapoda, Cambaridae.